GCCGCGGGGCCAGAAGUCACGUGGUGCCGGAAGUGCGGUGACCUUGUUCUAUUUACAACAUGAAAGCUGUGUUACCGGCUGCGGUGUCCUGGGGGCUCUUCCGUUAUAUCAGCCGCGGGUCCCAGGCUGGAUGUGUCCGGAGUUAUGCGCAGACCGCAGAGACAGUUGUGGAUAAAGAUGGCGUCUCCGCCUCAGCGACGGCCUCGGAGCAUGUCCACGUGGCACAGAAGAGCUCUCCGGAAUCUUUGUCAUUUGCUGUUGGGAUGUUUAGUGGACUGAUUCAUACGCAACAAGUCUUCCCAUAUCCAUCAGUAUUAAGUGAGGAUCAGUCUCAGUUCCUCAGUGAGUUGAUUAGUCCUGUGUCCCGUUUCUUCCAAGAGGUAAAUGACCCCACCCUGAAUGACGAUCUCCAGAGGGUGGAUGACAAGUCCAUGUCUGGACUCAAAGAGCUAGGUGCAUUUGGUCUCCAAGUCCCAGCUGAGUUGGGUGGACUGGGACUGAAUAAUACCCAGUAUGCUCGAUUGGUGGAGAUAGUAGGACAGCACGACCUAGGUGUCGGCAUUACUUUGGGUGCCCAUCAGUCUAUUGGCUUUAAAGGGAUCCUUCUGUAUGGUACUGAGGAGCAGAAGAAGAAGUAUCUGCCGCGUCUUGCCUCAGGUGAAAUAAUUGCGGCAUACUGUCUGACUGAGCCGACCAGCGGAUCCGAUGCCGCCUCGAUCAGAUCUACUGCCAAGAAGAGCACCUGUGGAAAGUACUACACCCUCUCUGGGGGCAAACUAUGGAUCAGUAAUGGGGGCAUUGCCGACUUAUUCACUGUCUUUGCAAGAACUCAAGUCCAGGACCCAACAUCUGGGGAGAUGAAAGAUAAGAUCACAGCAUUUAUAGUGGAGAGAGGAGAAGGGGUGACAAACGGGCCCCCUGACAAGAAGCUGGGCAUACGGGCCAGUAACACAGCAUCUGUAUACUUUGAUGAGGUCCGUGUCCCUGCAGAGAACGUGCUGGGGGGUGAAGGCAACGGUUUCAAAGUGGCCAUGAACAUCCUCAACAACGGACGGUUUGGGAUGGCUGCAGCAAUGUCUGGCACCAUGAAGGGUCUGAUUCAGAAAGCUGUGGAACAUGCGUUGAAUCGCUCCCAAUUCGGAAAUAAACUUCAUAACUUUGGAGUCAUCCAAGAGAAGCUGGCACGCAUGGCUGUCCUGCAGUAUGUGACGGAGUCAAUGGCAUACAUGAUCAGCUCAAACAUGGACUCUGGGGCCAAGGACUUUCAGGUUGAAGCCGCCAUAAGCAAAAUUUUUGGCUCUGAGGCAGCCUGGUCCGUGGCCGAUGAAUGCAUCCAGGUACUGGGAGGAAACGGCUUUAUGAAGGACACUGGGGUGGAACGAGUGCUUCGAGACCUGCGCAUUUUCAGAAUCUUUGAAGGAGCCAAUGAUAUCCUCAGACUCUUCGUGGCCCUGUAUGGACUGCAGAGUGCUGGCAAGGAGCUGAAAUCUCUGCAGAAAGCGCUGAGUAGCCCGCUGAGCAACACACCCUUACUUGUGAAGGAAGGUCUGAAGCGAGCACGGAGGAAGGCUGGACUAGGCACAGGACUCACCCUAAAAGGACACGUCCACCCUGAAGUGGAGAAAAGCGCGGAGUUGGCAGUUCAUGCUAUUGAAGAUUUUGGCGGUGCAGUAGAAGAGCUGCUCAUCAAGUACGGCAAGAGGAUUGUGGAUGAACAGUACGUCCUGCAGAGAGUGGCAGACUGCGCCAUCGACCUCUACUCCAUGGUUGUGGUGCUGUCCAGGUCUUCCAGUUCUCUGUCCCAGGGACUCCCCACUGCGGCACAUGAGAAGGUCCUGUGUGACAUCUGGUGCACUGAGGCAUCGACCCGCGUGCACGACAGACUGAGGAGCUUGCGGAGUGGAGGAAGUGGAGCCGCUUUAUUUAGGAACCUGCGCUCAGCCUCUGCUGCCCUGGUUGAGAACGGCGGUGUGGUGGCCUCACAUCCGUUAGGUUUUUAGGGCGUAUUCACACUUGUGCAUUACGAGUCCUGGUUUCAUUUUUCCCCAAUGAAAAAACGUUACCGAUACAUUUAAAUACCUCACGUUUUAUGUGCUUUUCCACCAUUAUACAGCCUCCUCCAGAAGAUCCGUUGUUAGGUUUGAGAAAUCCUUAGACUUUAGAAUCGUGUGUUCUGUUUGCAUAGUCCACAAGUGUGUCCGAGCCCUUACGAGAAGCCGCUGCCUUACGCCAACAGUGCCAGUAAUAAAAUCUCUGUAAUCAA
This is a messenger RNA of Bufo gargarizans (Asiatic toad), 2263 nucleotides long. It is a transcript of the gene ACADVL, whose product is annotated as acyl-CoA dehydrogenase very long chain. The coding region runs from base 60 to 2000 and encodes 646 amino acids. Gene Ontology annotation, molecular function: fatty-acyl-CoA binding; very-long-chain fatty acyl-CoA dehydrogenase activity; flavin adenine dinucleotide binding. The transcript has 20 exons. Lineage: Eukaryota; Metazoa; Chordata; Amphibia; Anura; Bufonidae. The record is from RefSeq and is a predicted model, not a curated record.